Messenger RNA from Dalotia coriaria, 1678 nucleotides. RefSeq lists its product as uncharacterized. The coding region runs from base 379 to 1266 and encodes 295 amino acids. Lineage: Eukaryota; Metazoa; Arthropoda; Insecta; Coleoptera; Staphylinidae. The record is from RefSeq and is a predicted model, not a curated record. The transcript has a single exon.
UUGAAUUAUUUGUGAAAUUGAUUCAACGCGCUGUUUACAAGCCACAAGCAUCUUAUCUAAGAAGCGAAUUGAUAACAGCGUACCAGCGUCAGACGGUCACAUAAUGAGCGCCUUUUUUCAACACAAAUAAUUUUAUGGACACAAUAAUCAAAGAAUUCAUUCGACACAAGUGCCCGGAACUGAAUCAUUAAACGCAGAGCGCUCUCCGAAGACGCGGCGCAUUUAAUUCAUUACUCGUUCGUCUCCGCUCGCGUCUGAAACGCGCAUUCAUACCGAGAUUCAACCGAAACGUCGAAAACAACAACAACAACAAUAACAAGUUUAAAUAAUAAAUUAAUUCAGUGCGUGCGUGUGUGUGCGUGAAAAUUUCCAUUCAAAAUGGCAGAAGAAGAAGAAGUAUUGGAUAUGGCAAACACGGUAAACUCCACCAGUUAUACAAUAGAUUUUGAAACACUUAUUGAAGAAGAUAAUGCGAUCUUCUUUUCAAUCGCCACCGUCGGUUUACUGGUACAUGCACUGAUCAUCUAUACGACUGUAAAAAGCAAACGCCUGCGUUCACGUACGAAUAUAAUGAUUAUGAACUGGAUCGCCUUCGAGAUGGUCUCCCACAAUAUAUUAUACCCGCUGCUGCACUAUAUCCGCCUCUAUGAGUACAACUUCUUGUUGCACCUCAUCAGUGGGAACGUCAUGUUCAUGACCAUCACUUCAGCGCUCCUGUGUCUCAACGUGCUGAUGAGCGACUCGGUGAUGAUGAGCAACAAAACAACUUUCAAAGAGUUCCUCGAGCGCUUCUACGCUAUACAACUCACAAUUUAUGCAAUCGUACUCUUUUGGAAGAUGUACACCCAGCAUGAUAUUUAUAUGGAGCUGUUGCUCAUCUUAACCUACUUUAUCAGCUGGAUUGUGCUGGUGCUGAAGGUUUUGUACCGACAGUGCCAUCGGUUUGUCAAGCGCACGACGUUGAACAACAUCGAAGAGUUGCGAUUGCAUCUGGCGACGUUCUUCUUGGUCGGGAAGAUUGUUAUCACUGUGUUUGGCAUCUAUAGCGUGAUGUACAAAAGUAAGGUGUUGUUGCAUUUAACUAGGCUUUGGGGUCUCAGCGGUGUUUAUGUCAUUGUGUUGCUGAUUGUUAAGGAUAUUAACUUUAAGAUUAGUUUAUAUGAGAUUUUGGGAUUGAAUGUUAAGAAUCCGAAUGAUGUUGAUACUAUGAUUAGUGAGGAUAAAGAUGGGGAGGAUAAUUUGGUGGAGACUUGCAUUGAAAACUGAAAUCUAUAUUGAUAUUAUAUGCAUUCUAUUUUUUUUUUAGUUAUGAGAUAAACUUAUUUCAAUACUAAUCUUUACCAAAAAUACUUAAACUGUAAAAUUUCUUUAAAGUCAUCAGAAAUUUUCGGGUAAUAAUAAAAUAUUGCAUAUUAAGUGUCAAAAUUGGAAUUUUUAGUCAUGUAAAGUGUCAUAUUGCGGACCUUGGGCAUUGUUAAUCAAAUUUAAUUCAAUAAAUUGGACGUAACAACUUGCUAACGCUUAAUAAAUGACAAAAAAAAUGUUUUUCACCACUUGUGUUAAGAAAUAAAAAUAUUGAUCGUUAUCUUGGAAACAAUUUUGUCUCCAUAUUAAUAUUAUUGAUAAGAUAUAACAUUAAAUUGAAAUAAACAAUUGGGUUAAUCCCAUGCAAUCCAAA